UUCGUCGACCGUCGAUCUCUUCCCCCUCUUUCAUCUUUCCCUGUAAUUUUCUAUUCAUCUUCCUACUUCCGUUUCUCCUCUUUAUUUCAUCCCUAAUCGAUCAUGGAUUUAUGGUUUCGUUUCGUCUUCUUAUUUUGCUUCUUAUUUAUACCAAAAUCCCCUUUCAUUUUCGCCACCCUAAUCGAAAAUUCCUUUUCCUUACCGAAGAACCAUGUCGACAAAGCCAAACGGCAAAUCAAUCAUCUCCUCCUCCGAUGACAAUGGUGAUAAUAAAAACAGAUCUAAUUCACUUAUCUCCGCCGCGGCGAAAGCAAAGGGCAAGGCGCAUGUUUCCUCCAAUGACAAUCGCGAAGUUAUGUUUUUCAACGAAGUAUCCCUGGACCCUCAAGAAGCCGAUUUGCGGUUUCGUCUGAUUCACUUCUGGGAGGCUCGAAACCCACUGAAGAAGACUCUGAUCGGUCUUGAGAUGCUUCUCAUCGAUAAACAGCUUAUGAAUACUUUGAAGCAGGCUGUGAUAUGCAAGGUGAUCUUUUCGAUGUGAUUGGACACUUAAAAUUGGUCAACGGCCAGAGUCUCAAUGAGCGUCCCUUCAUUGACGAUGCCGAGCUCGCAACCACCCGCCGUAUAUUGGUGCAUGUGCAGUCUCAUGAGUAAGUGUUUACGUUUACUAUUUUUAAAAUCACACACACUAUGCUAUUUUUUGAACAUAAAUGUUUAUUGCUUGCAUGAGACCUGUUAUGACGCUCAAUCUUGGGGACCAAGCUGCUUUUGAUUUUCGCAAGAAGUUUAGAUCUUCUAAGAACACUCCUUCCGUAAUUUUGGUGACUACUGUUUACCCCAAGUGUGUAGAAGAUAUGCAUUUUUACUUUCUUGAACUGAGUAGCACCUUACAUUUCCUAAGUUCUCUAUCAUUUAAUAACCACAUAUAUUUUA
Raphanus sativus (radish) is the source of this 933-nucleotide messenger RNA. RefSeq lists its product as uncharacterized. The record is from RefSeq and is a predicted model, not a curated record. NCBI's taxonomy places the organism in Eukaryota, Viridiplantae, Streptophyta, Magnoliopsida, Brassicales, Brassicaceae. Bases 212 to 541 code for a protein of 109 amino acids. The transcript has 4 exons.